Molecule: messenger RNA, 565 nt
Organism: Aplosporella prunicola CBS 121167
Lineage: Eukaryota; Fungi; Ascomycota; Dothideomycetes; Botryosphaeriales; Aplosporellaceae
Exons: 6
Coding region: 8-343 (111 amino acids)
Cellular component (GO): mitochondrion
Source: RefSeq, a predicted model, not a curated record
CAACACUAUGUUGCGGUGUCGGCAAAAUGCAUACGAGGUCUUUGUGCGCGGCUAUGCUUCUGUUGCAGGGAAGCCAUCAAGGCUGAGGGGAGCUAAAGGCACCUUUCUUGGACUCGAGCAUUUCAUACAAAGCAAAAGAGCUUUGUCACUUUGGAGAGAAAUUGUGCGCGCCUUAAAUAAAAUACCCCCUUCAUCGACGAAAAGCGAGCUACGAAAGUUUGCCCGUGACGAAUUUGAGCGGAACCGUCAUGUCUCAGACAUUACUCACAUAAGAUACCUCAUAUCGACCGGAAAAACGGAAUUUGACUCGAUGAAGAGAUACAUCGAAGAGCAGGCGCUGUGAUUGUCGUCAUCACCGUCGCCGCAAAUUGAAAAUCACCAUCGAGGGUUAAUGAAGACUUGAAUAUGAAAGCGGGAAAUAAUCUGGCAAUAGUGGCAGUAUAUUUCGGGUUGGUCCAGGGAAACCAUUGACCUGGUACUGGAUAUAGUACGCAUGAGUGUAUAGCUUGUUAGAUUGAUAACUGCAGGUGUUUGGACCAGUGAAAGCAAGAAAGAAUGACCCCCU